Molecule: messenger RNA, 2418 nt
Organism: Cadophora gregata
Lineage: Eukaryota; Fungi; Ascomycota; Leotiomycetes; Helotiales; Ploettnerulaceae
Exons: 7
Coding region: 1-2418 (805 amino acids)
Molecular function (GO): protein binding; ADP binding
Source: RefSeq, a predicted model, not a curated record
AUGAUUCUCCGCACCGAGACUUUAGAUACAGUCACAUUAGAAUCGAUGACCCAACAAGCUCGACAAUACCUUCAACUACAGGGGAAAAACGGUGACGGCAUUAUUCCUAACGUUCAAGAUAUGACCCCGAUCAUUGGCAGGCAAUCGAAAAUGGUCGACAUUUCGAAGUACGUCAGUACGUUAUCCUUGGAGGGACAGACUUCCCCAGCAAGUUUACCAUGUCACAAUAUCCUCGUGGCUCGAAACUUGCGAUUCUUCGGCCGCCAUGAGACUCUACAACAGAUGAGUGAGUACUUCAGUUCUCACGAGGCACUUUCCGGCAUGUCUUCGCUGGCACUUUAUGGACUUGGUGGUGUUGGGAAAAGCCAGAUUGCCUUGGAAUACGCAUGGAAGAAACAACCUGAGCUGGAUGUCGUGCUUUGGGUACCGGCCGAGAGUCAGAUUGCAAUAAUACAAGCGCUGAGCAGCAUUGCAACAAAGACACUGAAGCUACCAAAUGCGGAUCCAACUUCGCACAAUCAAAAUGCCGUGCUCGUCAUGGAAUGGCUAAAGACAACAGGUACCUGCACAGUCCUCUCUGCUCCCUUACCUGACUCAAAGUGGCUGCUCAUCUACGACAACGUUGAAAGUCCUCUAGUGUUCGAGUCAUACUGGCCAGUAUCGAAUCACGGCUCAAUCGUGAUCACAACAAGAAACCUCAGCCUCAUAGCUCAACCCAUCGGCAAAAGCAUCGAAGUGCACGAAUUCCCUCGCGACACCGGUGCACGGUUUUUGAUUGACAACCUUCCAGGAAGUAACAUCUUGGAGCCAAGUCCCGACUUUGUCAACGCACAAAGGAUUUCCGAAAAAUUGUCUGGACAUGCUCUCGCGAUCAGCCAGAUGUCUGCUCUUAUUCAUGCCAAGGGUAUCUCACUCGAGGAAUUCCUCAUCAUGUACGACAAGCACCCGAAGAAGAUGCACCGUGAACGCAGUAGCGGAUGGAAGUAUCCUGGCUACGAACUUGCUGUAGACACGGUGUGGGAGUUGUCAUUCAACAGUCUCAGAGGUGAUACUGAUGCCCAACAUUGUCUAAGCAUCGUGUCAUUCUUGAUGCCAGACUCGAUCCCACAAGAGCUAUUCGAGGGCUCUGAGACAAGUCGAACACAUCCAGCGCUCAAGUUCUGCGAAGAUGAGUAUCUCAGGGGCGAAAUCUUUGAGCUUUUAGCAGAACUAGCUUUGAUCAGAAUCCUUCCCGACACCAAUGAAAUCUCAGUCCACAGACUUGUACAAUCCGAGUUUCUCUUCCACAUGGCGGCGGAUAAUCGCCAAGAAGCGUUUGAUGCGACGAUUCUCCUGCUUCUAGACAAAUUUCCUGACCGAGGGGAAAGUCUAGUGGACGAGCGACAUUGGAAGCAAGCUGAGCGGUACCUAUCCCAGGUCCUUGCAGCUUUAGGGAGGUAUUGUGACUCUCAGAAGGAACAAGAAGUUCUGAAGCCAUCUCUGAACCUUCUGAACCUCAUCUGUGACACUUUAUGGUACCUUGCUACAAACGAUAGCGCAGGCAGCAGAGAUUUUGUGCUGGACGUGGCAUACACCGCAUGGGACAAAUGGGAGUUCAAAACAGACGCGCCGCUUAUCCAUGCCUACAUCCUUGCCAGGGGCAGCGACCAAGAUCUUUGGAAUGGGGAAUUCCAGAACGGAACCCGGAAAGCUCUUGAGGCUCUAAACAUUGCCCUCGAACACCUCUCGACGGAUAAUGAACGCGUUGUUCAAUACAGCAGCGACUAUGGUAUCGCACUUGGUAGCGCAGGACACUAUGUUCGCGGCGCCAAUUACAUCGGCCAGGCACUGGACACCUUCAAUAAUGACCCAAAACGAUAUGGUGUUGCGAAGGGCCUGCUGUUGAACGCCAACAUGGCUCGAAAUUCUUACUGUAGUGAACAGUACCAGGAUGCUGAGGAGAGGCUCACGCUCAUUCUCCAACAAUCGCGCGAUUUGCAAAGCCUAUAUUGGCAGGCAAUCAUUCACUUUGCAUUCAUAUCGCUGGGACUACGCUCCAAAAAUCUCACACUUGCAGAGGAACAUCUAGUCCUCGCCAACAAAGCAAUUGAAAACUUCGGGAAUGGACGUAAUCUACAGCUUGGGGGCAUGUACAACUACUUCGGAGGACGUGUGAGAUUAGAUCAAGGAAGAAUACCAGAGAGCAUCGUAUUCUUCGAAAAAGCCAUAGCUAUUGACGGCAUACAAGUGACGCCUCGCGGAUACCGUGCACGUCACCUGUGGGCUUUGUCUCGUGCACAAAGCAGACUCCCCGAAAAUGAAGCUACCGCCACAAAGACUCGGCAAGAGGCUUUGAGGCUGGCAGGAAACAUCACCUUGGAAGCGGUCGGAGAUAAUUGGGAUGCGUUUGAUCUAUUGAUUAGAAUUGUUGAGCGCUGA